AUGAGUCCAUCACCAGUCUGGUGUGAAGGUACUCUUCUCCAUGCUGUUCAACUAUCCGGCCUCUUCCCCGAUUGUAAAACAUUCGUGGAUAUGCCAUUGAAGCAUGAUGCGGAAGUCACUCUGGCCAAAUGGAAUGCCCUAAUGGCACUUUCUCCGAUCACAAAUGACGUGUUAGCCCUCUUCCUUCGGGAAAACUUCGAUGAACCAGAAGGAGAACUUGAAGAAUGUGCACCACUUGAUUGGCAACCAAUGACAGAUCAAUUUGGCAACAUUGUAGAUGAAGAUUAUAGGAAAUUUGCGGCCGCUUUGCAUGCCAAAUGGCCAACAUUAUAUAGAAGAAUUUCAAAAAAAGUACGUGUCAAUCCCGAAAAAUAUUCAAUUAUCCCGGUUCCGAAUCCCUUUGUUGUUCCCGGUGGAAGAUUUCGUGAAAUGUAUUAUUGGGAUUCAUUCUUCACAAUCAAAGGACUUAUUGCAUCCGGAAUGUUGAUUACUGUACGAGGAAUGAUUGAAAAUAUGAUUUAUCUAGUCGAGACUUACGGUUUCAUCCCAAACGGUACUCGUAUUUACUAUCUCAACAGAUCCCAGCCACCACUUUUGACGUGGUGUGUGAAAGCAUAUUAUGAAGCAACUGGAGACAAGGAAUUCUUGAGAGACACACUUCCAACAUUGCGGAAGGAGCUCUCUUUCUUCCAAACCCACAAAUCAUUCCGUCGGCCUGAAUGGAGUGCUCCACUCUAUCGAUUCGUUGUCGAUACGACUCGUCCACGACCUGAAUCAUAUCGAGAAGAUCUUGAAAGUGCCGAACAUUUAGACUCAUUUGAUAAGAAAUGUAUUCUGUGGGGAGAUUUAGCUGCAGCUGCGGAGAGCGGUCGUGACUUUUCAUCUCGAUUCUUUGCUGUUCAUGGGCCAUAUGCUGGACAAUUGGCAAGCACGAGAACAUCUCAACUGAUCCCAGUCGACUUGAAUUCCAUAAUUUGUGGAAAUAUGAAGACGUUGAGUGAGAUGUACGUUAUCUGCGGAGAGACUGACGAAGCACAGUACUUCUACAAUGAACAUCGACUGCUGAGAGCCACAAUUCGUCAAGUCCUCUGGAAUGAAGAACACAAUUGUUGGUUCGAUUACGAUUUGGAAGAAGGAAAACAUGCGGAGAGCUUCCACGACACUAACUUUUUCCCGAUGUAUUGUGACAGUUAUCAUGAGGAUCUUGAUUCACAAGCUAUUGUCGACUACUUGACAUCUUCUGGAGUGGUCAGUUUUCCGGGUGGAAUUCCAGUUUCUUUGGUCAACUCUGGUGAACAGUGGGAUUUCCCGAACUGUUGGCCGCCAACUACUUGGGUUCUUCUUGAGGGAUUGAGAAAAGUAGGUCAAGAAGAGUUAGCAUUGAGUCUGGUGGAGAAGUGGGUGCAGAAGAAUUUCAAUAUGUGGAGAGCUAGUGGAGGACGGAUGUUCGAGAAGUACAAUGCGGUGUCACCGUGCUACAAAGUGAAAGGAGGUGGUGAAUAUGUGAUGCAAGAAGGUUUCGGAUGGACGAAUGGAGUUGUUCUCGACUUUCUCAAAAACUAUGGAUCACAAAUCAGAUGGAAAGUCUACGAAUCAUGUGAAUGCUGUGAUGUCACACUAUCAAGAACACUCAUCAAACCAACAUCUCCUUCUCCAUCAUCCUCUUCAACUGCUCGCCUCUUCGCCAGCGAUUUGACACAGACACCUUCUGUUGUGUCACUUCAAUCGAUGCUGUCAGAUAGUUCAAUUCAGAAUUAA
This is a messenger RNA of Caenorhabditis remanei, 1758 nucleotides long. RefSeq lists its product as uncharacterized. Gene Ontology annotation, biological process: trehalose catabolic process. The coding region runs from base 1 to 1758 and encodes 585 amino acids. The transcript has 10 exons. Gene Ontology annotation, molecular function: alpha,alpha-trehalase activity. NCBI's taxonomy places the organism in Eukaryota, Metazoa, Nematoda, Chromadorea, Rhabditida, Rhabditidae. The record is from RefSeq and is a predicted model, not a curated record.